CCCCCCCUCCUCGACCAUCACCACCACCACCAAACAGCCUCACCUCCAUUCCUCCCCAACCCACCCACACACCACACACCACCACGCAAAGAAAAAAUGGCCAGCAAAAACGUCGUCUUCGACGUAGUCGGCACCUGCGUCUCCUUCAGCGCCUUCUACGAGACCAUCCAGCAAACCCUCGGCCCGCAACUGGCCGCGCACAACCUCACGGCCCAAACCCUGGGCUUCACGUGGAUGACGAACGCGGAGCUGCAGUUCACCUUCCUGUCGAUCUCGGAGAGCUACAAGCCCUACAAGCAGGUGCUGACGGAGCUCUUCUACCAGACGCUCUUCAUGAUCGGCGUCGCCCACCCGACGGCGUUUGCGACCGCGGCCCAGCGCGACGCCUGCGUCGAGGGGUACAGCGCGCUGGCCCUCCGCCCCGGCCUCGCCGAGUGCUUCGCCACGCUCCGCGCCGCGGGUUUUACCGUGUGGUGCCUCACGACGGGGGACACGCAGCGCGUGCGCGGGUACUUCCUGCGCGGCGGGGUCGACAUGCCCGCCGAGAACUUCCUGAGCUGCGACACGGCCGGCGUGGCCAAGCCGGCGCUCAAGGCGUAUCGGCCCGCGCUGCAGGCGUUGGGGUACGUUGACGGAAAGGAGAAGCCGUGGUUCGCGGCCGCGCAUCUGUGGGAUGUCGCGGCGGCGACCAAGGCCGGGUUCCGCGGCGCGUACUGUACGGUCUACGAGGGGGAGCCAUGCUAUCGCGUCUUUGAGGCAGGGUUGGAUGUUACAGCGGAUGAUUUGGUCGGGAUGGCGGAGGGGAUUGUUCGGGCGACGGAGGGGAGGGCUGAGUAAGGGGUCUGGUUGUUGGUCGGGGAGGUUGGGGUGUAGGGGGCCAUAGAUUAUUGAUUUUAUGAAGCUUUUGUUGUUUGUUGUGCGCUUGCAUGGGAGAUUACGAAGAGUUUGACGAUAUUGGCUGUCGGUAUAUUCAACGACUGGGCUUGUUAUGAUAUGAGUGUGAGAGUGUGAGAGGCACGAUAAGGCUAAGUUGUUGAUCCCGCCUGGCGGUGUAGUGAUCUGUGGCAGAUAAUAUUCACGUGACUAGGAAAGCAAUGACAUAAUCCAGGGGUCCGAC
Molecule: messenger RNA, 1117 nt
Organism: Aspergillus japonicus CBS 114.51
Lineage: Eukaryota; Fungi; Ascomycota; Eurotiomycetes; Eurotiales; Aspergillaceae
Product: putative 2-haloalkanoic acid dehalogenase
Exons: 1
Coding region: 97-837 (246 amino acids)
Source: RefSeq, a predicted model, not a curated record